Messenger RNA from Oncorhynchus kisutch (coho salmon), 4038 nucleotides. RefSeq names its product protein unc-13 homolog B. Lineage: Eukaryota; Metazoa; Chordata; Actinopteri; Salmoniformes; Salmonidae. Gene Ontology annotation, biological process: synaptic vesicle priming; presynaptic dense core vesicle exocytosis; synaptic transmission, glutamatergic. The coding region runs from base 406 to 3951 and encodes 1181 amino acids. Gene Ontology annotation, molecular function: phospholipid binding; diacylglycerol binding; syntaxin-1 binding. Gene Ontology annotation, cellular component: terminal bouton; presynaptic membrane; neuromuscular junction. The transcript is spliced from 33 exons. The record is from RefSeq and is a predicted model, not a curated record.
CGUUUUGGGUCAUCAGGGAACCUCAGCCAGGCCAGCUCCCAGCUCAGCUCUGAACCAGAGGCUCCCCAGCCCACCAGCCCUCACCCCCCUCUCCACAGCCAACAGAAAGCCUCCUGGGAGGAAGAGGAGGAAGAGGAGAAGGGGCUGAGGGCUGUCCCAGAGCCAGGGUCCAACAAAGAUCUGAAGGAGUCCAUCGUCACACCGCCCAAACCCCUGGACAACCGUGGGACAGAGAAACAGAUCAGCUUCUGUGAGCAUGGGCCACCUCCCUGCUCUCCGGUCAGAGUACGUUGGCUGAAGGUCAUCAACAAAGUCAGAGUUCAGCUUCUCGAGGGCCGAGAUGGAGACCCCAGCCUGCAUCCGUGGGCCAAGCCUGGUGGCGCCACGCCCUUUGGGAUCGACAGCAUGCCUGACCUCCGCAAGAGACGGCCUAUCCCUCUGGUCAGCGAGCUGGCAAUGUCCAUGUUGCAGGCCAGGAAGGCAGGACUCUCUAUGGCUACAAAGACGUCCCAGAAGGACCAGGAGCUGAAGAACCACGUGUAUAAGAAAACCCUGCAGGCUCUGAUCUACCCCAUUUCCUGCACCACGCCCCAUGCCUUCCAGGUGUGGACCGCCUCCACACCCACCUACUGCUAUGAGUGUGAGGGACUGCUGUGGGGCAUCGCCCGCCAGGGCAUGAGGUGUGCUGAGUGUGGGGUCAAAGUUCACGAGAAGUGCCAGGAGCUGCUCAACGCUGACUGUCUGCAGAGGGCGGCUGAGAAGAGCUCUAAGACGGGAGCAGAGGACCGGACCCAGCACAUCAUCACAGCUAUGAAGGACAGGAUGAAGAUCAGGGAGAGGAACAAGCCGGAGAUCUUUGACGAGAUCAGGGCUGUGUUUGCCGUCACUAAGCUGCUCCAUGCGCAGCAGAUGAAGACCAUAAAACAGAGUGUGUUAGACGGAACCUCCAAAUGGUCUGCCAAGAUCACCAUCACAGUUGUCAGUGCUCAGGGUCUCCAGGCUAAAGACAGGACUGGCUCCAGUGAUCCCUACGUGACCAUUCAGGUGGGGAAGACUAAGAAGAGAACCAAGACCAUAUACGGAAACCUCAACCCUGUCUGGGAGGAGAAAUUCAACUUCGAGUGCCACAACACGUCGGACCGUAUCAAGCUGCGUGUUUGGGACGAGGAUGAUGACAUCAAGUCCAGGGUGAAACAACGUCUGAAGAGGGAGUCUGAUGACUUCCUGGGUCAGAGCAUCAUCGAGGUCAGAACACUCAGUGGAGAGAUGGACGUCUGGUACAACCUGGAGAAGAGGACUGAUAAGUCAGCAGUGUCUGGGGCCAUCAGGUUACAGAUCAGUGUGGAGAUUGAAGGGGAGGAGAAAGUAGCUCCGUACCACGUUCAGUACACCAGCCUACAUGAGAACAUGUUCCAUUACUCUACUGACGUGGUGGGUCAGGGGGUGGUGAAGGUGCCUGUUGCCUAUGGAGACGAUGCGUGGAAGGUCUACUUCGAUGAGGUGCUGCAAGAUAUCGUAGAUGAAUUCGCCAUGCGCUACGGCAUCGAGUCCAUCUACCAGGCCAUGACUCACUUUGCCUGUCUGUCUUCUAAGUACAUGUUGUCUGGUAUUCCUGCUGUGAUGAGUACUCUGUUGGCCAAUAUCAACGCCUUCUACGCCCAUCCUACAGCCACCACCAACGUCUCUGCAUGUGACCGCUUCAAUGCAUCCAACUUCGGGAAAGAUCGUUUUGUUAAACUCAUGGAUCAACUGCACAACUCUCUUCGGAUCGACCUCUCCACAUACAGAAAUAACUUCCCAGCCAGUAGUAAGCCUCGUCUGCAGGACCUGAAGUCUACAGUGGAUCUGCUGACAAGCAUAACCUUCUUCAGAAUGAAGGUGUUGGAACUUCAGAGCCCCCCCAGGGCAGCCCAUGUUGUGAGAGACUGUGUGAAGGCCUGUGGAAAUUCCACCUAUGAGUACAUCUUCAACAACUGUAUAGAGCUCUAUAUGAGACAGUUCCAGCCUGCCGUAGAGCCUCCAGAGGAGACAGGGCCUACUAUCCACAACCUGGACUUCUGGCCGAAACUCAUCACCCUCAUCGUCUCCAUCAUAGAAGAAGAUAAGAACGCCUACACACCCAUCAUUAACCAGUUUCCUCAGGAGCUCAACGUGGGGAAGGUCAGUGCUGAAGUCAUGUGGACGCUGUUCGCUCAGGACAUGAAGUACGCCCUGGAAGAGCACGAGAAACAUCGUCUGUGUAAGAGUGCUGACUACAUGAAUCUUCACUUCAAGGUCAAGUGGCUUUACAACGAGUAUGUGAUCGACCUGCCUGCCUUCCAAGACACUGUACCAGAGUAUUCUGCGUGGUUUCUGCAGUUUGUCCUUCAGUGGCUGGGUGAGAACGAGGAUGUGUCCAUGGAGUUUAUGAAUGGAGCUCUAGAGAGGGACAAGAGGGAAGGGUUCCAGCAGACAUCGGAGCAUGCUCUGUUCUCCAGUUCAGUAGUGGACAUCUUCACCCAGCUCAACCAGAGCUUUGAGAUCAUCAAGAAACUAGACUGUCCUGACCCCAAGGUGCAGGCCCACUACAACAGGCGAUUCGCCAAGGUAACACACAAGGUGCUGAUGCAAUACUGUGCUAUCCUGUCCAAGGAUUUCCCCUCCUACUGCCAGAAGGAGAAGAUACCAUGUGUGUUGAUGAAUAACAUACAACAGAUGCGGGUCUUGUUGGAGAAGAUGUUUGAGUGCAUGGGGGCUAAACAGCUGGAUUCGGAAGCUGCGGACAUCUUGAAUGACCUGCAGGUCAAACUGGCCACCGUCCUGGACAACCUGAGCGCCAUGUUCGGCAAGAGUUUCCAGGCCCGUCUCACCGUCUGCAUGCGUCAGAUGGCAGAGAUCCUGUACCAGAUCAAAGGUCAUCCCAACCGUCAGACAGCUGAGGCCGACGCUGACAACAUGCUGAGGCCUCUCAUGGAGUUCCUGGAUGGAAACCUGAGUCUGUUUGCUGACACCUGUGAGAAGACAGUUCUGAAGAGAAUACUGAAGGAUCUGUGGAAGAUCGUCCUCAGCAGUUUGGAGAAGACCAUCAUCUUACCACCGAGCAACGACGGCUUCGGAGCUCAGAUACUGACUGCUGCCAAGGGACUGUCCAACCUGAAGGGAGGGGGCGAGGCCAAAAGCCUGACGCCCAAACAGUGUGUCAUCAUGGAUGCCGCACUGGAAACCAUCAAGCAAUACUUCCAUGCAGGGGGUAAUGGUCUGAAGAAGGCCUAUGUGGAGAAGAGUCCUGAGUUAUCUUCGCUGAAAUAUGCUCUGUCCCUCUACUCUCAGAGCACUGAUGCACUAAUCAAGAUCUUUGUAACUACACAGCACGCACAGGUUCAUAAUGGGAUGGGCAUCAGGAUUACCCCCAGUGAGAAGGUUCGGCCAGACAGAGGUUCAGGAGUGGAGAAGCCUGUUGGUGAGGCCCAGAUCCAGGUAGACAUGGUGCCUCCAGGCAAAGACAAGAUCCACAAGGUCAACAUCAGAGUGAUAGCGGUGAAUGACAUGAAGUGGCAGACAUCAGGGAUGUUCCGUCCCUUCGUGGAGGUCAAUAUGAUUGGUCCGCUCCUUGCAGCCCAGAAGAGGAAGUUCACUACCAAGUCAAAGAACAACAGCUGGACAGCCAAGUACAAUGAGACCUUCCAAUUUAUCCUGGGUAAGGAGUCUCCAGACUGCUAUGAGCUGCAGGUGACGGUGAAGGACUACUGUUUCGGCCGGGCCGACCGUGUUGUGGGCGUGGCCGUGGUCCAGCUCCGAGACGUGGCUGACAGGAAGUCGUGUGUGUGCUGGUGCCCGCUGGGUGGAACCAUCCAGAAGGACGAGACGGGCGUAACGGUGAUGCGUAUCUUGUCUCAGCGUGCGGCCGACGAGGUGGCCAAGGACUUUGUCAAACUGAAGGCCGAGACACGCCCUGUAGAGGAGGGCAGAUGAUGAGGAGAUGUGGAGAGAGGAUAGAUAGAGGAGAAAAGAGGUGGAGAGAGCAUAGGUAGAGAAGGGGGGAGAGGACAGGGAGGAGAG